This is a messenger RNA of Drosophila willistoni, 2289 nucleotides long. It is a transcript of the gene MESK2, whose product is annotated as protein NDRG3. The transcript is spliced from 7 exons. Gene Ontology annotation, biological process: signal transduction. Bases 820 to 2238 code for a protein of 472 amino acids. Gene Ontology annotation, cellular component: cytoplasm. The record is from RefSeq and is a predicted model, not a curated record. Lineage: Eukaryota; Metazoa; Arthropoda; Insecta; Diptera; Drosophilidae.
UAAUUUCAGAGCUCGAGCAAAAAAGACGGAAUUACGGUUUUUUAGCGAAUAGGAAAAUAAUUUCUGAAUUAAGAAAAACACCGCUGCUGCAGAGUUCAAGCGUUUUAAGCAAGUAAAAUUAAGUGUGUUUGUUCGUUUAAAUUAUUUAAUAAUUGGUGUUUUGCGAGUACGGUUCCCGCCUGACCGCGUGUAUAUGUAAGUGUGUGUGUGUGCUUGUGGGUGUUGCGUGUGCGCGAAUGAGAGAGAAAAACACACAGAAAAGCAAAAAAAAAAAUUAUAAUAUACAACGAAAAAAAAACGAAGAAAAAUUACACAAGUCGCCCAAGUCAAGAGUUGUAAAAGCAAAGACGAAAAGUUUUAUUGAUUUUUUUCACACCUAAAAAGACGGCAGGCAGACGACUCACACACAUACACACACAAUCACCCAUCCAUACACACACACAAACACAUACACAACGUUUUUGUUGUUGUUGGUUGUGUUAAAGUUGCAAUUAAAGGAAGAAAAUAUAAAAACCAAAAAUCGAAAUAAUAACGGAAAAAGUGGAACUGGAAUUGGGCUGUAGGCUGCUACACGGACUCGGCCAGCAGUUAACAACGGUAGUUUUCCACAAAUUGUAAUUACACCUGCUGGUCAGAUAAUCCUCCCACACACACAAACACACACACAGCACAACCGGUCGCCCUCCCCACCCCACCGACCCAUUUGAUUUGCAAGAAGGCAAAGGCGAAGGAGGCGGAGAAAUUUAUAUAGACACAAAGAGCGUCAGUAUUUAUUUCAGAGAUCGGGACAAAACUGGUAAGACACUACUGAACACCAAGAUGCCAUCAGCACCAACACACACUGCCGAGGAGGCACAUCUGCUGGGCACCAUGCCCAUUGAUCCGAUGGAUGACAUUGAAUUGCGUUCAGUGCAAUUGCAAUUCCCCAAUGCCCGUGGCUCCAUAUUGGAGGCCUGUGAACAGCGUCGUGUACCCACAGAUAAGGGUGAUAUACAUGUGGCCAUUCAAGGUGAUACAUCGAAACCGGCCAUUGUCACCUAUCAUGAUUUGGGUCUGAAUUAUGCUACCAGCUUUGCUGGCUUCUUUAAUUAUCCCGUGAUGCGUGGCCUGUUGGAGAACUUUUGUGUUUAUCAUGUGACUGCACCGGGACAGGAGGAGGGUGCACCCACAUUGCCAGAGGACUAUGUCUACCCAACAAUGGAUGAAUUGGCCGCCCAGUUGCUUUUCGUUUUGUCGCAUUUUGGUUUGAAAUCGAUAAUUGGAUUUGGAGUUGGUGCUGGAGCAAAUAUUUUGGCUCGUUUCGCACAUGGCCAUCCGGAUAAGGUUGGAGCAUUGUGUCUGAUCAAUUGUGUGUCAACACAACCGGGAUGGAUUGAAUGGGGCUAUCAGAGUUUCAAUGCUCGGUUCUUGCGUACCAAAGGCAUGACCCAGGGUGUCAUUGAUUAUUUGAUGUGGCAUCAUUUUGGACGCAAUCCGGAGGAGCGUAAUCAUGAUUUGGUGCAAAUGUAUAAGCAGCAUUUCGAGCGUGCCGUGAAUCCAACCAAUUUGGCAAUGCUAAUUAAUGCCUAUAUACAUCGUAAUGAUUUGCAUUUGGCACGAACACCACCAGGCACACCUGGCACCGAGACGGCAGCCACAACAUUAAAGAUGCCGGUGAUUAAUAUAACUGGAUCGUUGUCGCCACAUGUCGAUGAUACGGUGACUUUUAAUGGACGAUUGGAUCCAACAAAUUCGUCAUGGAUGAAGAUUUCCGAUUGCGCUUUGGUUCUGGAGGAGCAGCCAGCCAAAUUGGCUGAAGCCUUUCGGCUAUUCUUGCAGGGCGAGGGCUAUGCAACACCUUUAUCAACGCCAGCUAGCUCACCCUGUGGCACCAAAUAUCAUACCUAUUCGUCGAUAUUCUUUGCCAAUUUCCGGGAGCAACAAAUGCAAGCAAUGCAGGAACGUGAAAGGCAAUUGAAUUUACGUUUGGGUCAACGUCUUAGGGAAACGGCCAUCAAUUGUCAUCAUGGUGAGAAUAAUAAUGCCGCAUCGAAUGACAGUGCUGUUGCAUCCGAAAUGGAGGAAGAGGAGGAUGAAUUGGUUGAUCAGGAUCAGGAGGAGAAUGGUAAUGGGAAUCGAGCCUAUAUGACAACAACAAAUGCAACAACAACGGAUACAUCGGGUACCCUAUAUUAUGGCACACAAAACAACAAAAUACGCAUCACUGAGAAUCCACUGCCCGAGCCGGUUAGCUCUUAAAUACUAAAACAAAAACAUACACACCACAGACACACACACGACACACACACA